UCAUAAAAACGUGGGUAGGCAAUGAUUAUUUAAGUCAUGACCAGCUGAAGUUCCUUAUCUUGGAAUAUUCUGGAUACUCUGAUUUCCAAAACUACAUUUAAGUGAAGAAAUAUUGCCACCAAUCUAUUUUAUUCUACAUUCUUUGAACAGGGCUUGUAUGUGAGAUGUGUAUCGCACAGUGCUCCAGAUGUGUGGGAACAGCUCUGAUUCCCAUGGCAGUCGUGUGCAUGGUGGCAAAUGUGCUGCUGUUAUUUCCUGACCUGAAGUAUCGAUACUUGAGCGAACAUCAUGUAACCAAAGAGGCUGUGUUGUGUUCUGGUAUAUGGGCAUCUGGUUUUUUGGUGCUUGUGGCUGUUCGAGGAUUUGCAUCACACUCGGAUCAGAAGGGAUGUUGUUACUUUAGAACUCAGAUGUUGUGUAAGUUUGGGUACACAUGCUUGGCUCUGGUGGCAGCCGGGUUUUGUUUCAUGGUCAGUGGCACUGGUUUGGCUCUUGGACCUCUCUGCCUGCACAAUGGAACUAAGGGCCUAAAGUGGGAACGACCAUUAAAACAAGUUAAACAUGGAGAUACCGUUUACCUAUAUGAACCGGAGAGAUGGGCAUCAGCGUGUGAGGAACCUCGAGGUGUCGUCACCUGGAAUGUCAUUCUUUUUUCGGUUUUAAUGGCAGCAAGUGGACUUCAGCUCAUCUUCUGUGCUAUUCAUCUCCUCACUGCAAUUUUAGGUGUCCUUUGUGGACCAAACUGCUGCAAAAACAAGGUUGUUCCUGCUUGAGGAGACUAGAGGAAAGGUUAAGAUGAUCUGUAUUUUCCUCUGUAUGAGCAUGAUUGUUUCAUCUAUUUAAAAAAUAUAGAAAUUAGUCUUUGAAAAUUGUCCUGUAGUUGACCUUGAUUUGUCAUUUUAGUUCUCAUUAAAUAAGCUGUUUAUUAUGUACUGUAUUAUGAUACAUACAUAGAGAUUAUGCACUGUAUGUGUGCAUUAAUUGUAGCUCUUCCAUCUGUCUUACAUAUUUAAAUAUAAAUAGCUUUACUUUUUUCUUGUUUUAUUUCUACUGUAUUAUAGUAUGACUAUGAGUAUGAACACACAAUUGACAUUUACUAAAUAUUGCAUCAUAUCAUAAGUAAAAUUGUACAGUAGAUUUAUAUAUAUUUAUUCUAUGUUAAUUUAUUUCUGUUAUAAUUUAUAAGUACAAAACUACACAACAAUAUCGGUAUGAUAAAAUUUCAGUAUUUGUUAACAUUGUUUGCCUUAGCUGACAUGAAACAACAACAAGCAGUAUAGUUUUUCAGAAUGUAUUAAUCUUUGAUAAUGUUAUUUAAUGCCAAUGUAAUUGUCAUGUUAGUUUAUUAUGCUUUACCUCAUGUUAAAAGUUAGAACUAUUAAUUAGAAAUGUUAUUAGUAAAUGCUGAAAUUAACAAGAACUCACUCAAUUAGUAAAUGCUGUAUAAGUAUUGUUCAUUGUAAGUUCAUGUGCAAUAAUAUUAUACAAAUACAACCUUAUAAAGUGUUACUGUUUUUUCUUUAUAAAUGUAUUAUUUUACUUAAUGAUUGUAAAUUCCGGUGUUGCAUGUGCUAGUGGUUUAAUCGUCACUACACAUUGGUAUAAAUACUAAACUGCUGUAA
Molecule: messenger RNA, 1622 nt
Organism: Misgurnus anguillicaudatus (oriental weatherfish)
Lineage: Eukaryota; Metazoa; Chordata; Actinopteri; Cypriniformes; Cobitidae
Product: transmembrane 4 L6 family member 1
Cellular component (GO): membrane
Source: RefSeq, a predicted model, not a curated record